AUGUCCAGCCUUCCGGCCAACCUUGUCGGCAGGCUUCACCUUCUGCGGAAGCUGGAACAACCAGAGUGGAGGGAGGGGACGUCAUUGCCGUCACUCAAUUCUCAGUCCAUAAAGCUCCCCAUGACGACUGGCAGUCAGGAGGGCGAGUCGGAAGCUGAGGCAUCAGCCAGUCAAUAUCACCGAGCCAUGCCCGAUGCUGGAGUUGAACGCUCUCCGAGUACCGAUGCCGUCGUCACGUCUAUAGAACAAUCGGAAGAUGACCCUAGGUCACCCAUAUUGAUCCAACACAACGUGCCCUCCUUGCCCAACAGUCCCCAGGGUAAUAACUCAUCCUCCUCGAAGAAAAAGGAGCGAAUUUCCACGGAGGAGCUCAAGCGAGCCCUGCGCAAGGGCAAGAAGCUGGCUACUCUCUCAGGUAAUUCCACUUCUCAACUCCAAGACCAAGGUGGUCGGCUUCUCGACCACACACAGAGACUCGGCAAGCUCAUGAGCUUCGUUGAUGAACUGGCCGAAGAGAUAUCUGCACACACCAUCGAACUAGAGGCGCAUUCCUCUCUACUUGAGAAACAAAGCCUCGCCCUGGCCCAGCUCCGCAACGACAACCAGACCCUUCGAGCGCGCCUCUAG
Colletotrichum orchidophilum is the source of this 627-nucleotide messenger RNA. RefSeq lists its product as uncharacterized. The record is from RefSeq and is a predicted model, not a curated record. The transcript has a single exon. Bases 1 to 627 code for a protein of 208 amino acids. Lineage: Eukaryota; Fungi; Ascomycota; Sordariomycetes; Glomerellales; Glomerellaceae.